Messenger RNA from Camellia sinensis, 754 nucleotides. The record is from RefSeq and is a predicted model, not a curated record. Lineage: Eukaryota; Viridiplantae; Streptophyta; Magnoliopsida; Ericales; Theaceae.
CACAUCUCCAACACACCAAAGCUCCACUACUCUCUACUCUAUUAUUUCAUAUCAUAUCAGUUCAUUUUACACCAUCUGCGUUCUCAUCAAUGGCUGAGAUUUAUCCACAGCAGCAGCAGCCGACGUCCGAGCCACGGUCCCACGAGGUGGCGAAGGCAGCCACAGCCGCCACCGCCUGCGGCUCUCUGCUAAUCCUCUCCGCCCUGACCCUCGCCGGAACAGUGGUGGCGCUGACCUUAGCCACCCCUCUGCUGGUCAUAUUCAGCCCGGUUUUGGUGCCGGCGGCGAUAGCGGUCUGUCUUUUGAUUCUAGGGUUUGUGGCCUCGGGCGGGUUCGGUCUGGCGGCAGUCAGCGUGUUGUCGUGGAUUUACCGGUACGUGACCGGGCAGCAACCGCCCGGGGCCGAGCAAUUGGACUAUGCAAGGAUGAAACUGGCGAAUAAGGCUCGCGAAAUGAAGGACAAGGCCGAGCUGUUCGGCCAGCAGCACGUGACCGGUUCGCAACAGGCUUGGUAAAGAGGCCGUGACUCGGUCUCUGGCGGAGACGGUGGUGGCUGGUUUUGGAAUAUGAAGUGUACUUAAACGGUUCAUUGGCUGUGUUUGGGGGGUUGUGUUUUUAUGUAGUUUUUGAUCUUGGUGGUGUUUGGUUUGUUAUGAAUAAGUUGGUUUUGGUGCAUGUUGGACUUGUUUUGAGUGGAUGAUUGUAAUAUGGUUUACUCUCAUUAGUUAAUAUGAGAUUUCUUGUCUUAAUAAAA